Messenger RNA from Durotheca rogersii, 1885 nucleotides. RefSeq names its product mannitol 1-phosphate dehydrogenase. The transcript has a single exon. Bases 338 to 1618 code for a protein of 426 amino acids. Gene Ontology annotation, molecular function: FAD binding. The record is from RefSeq and is a predicted model, not a curated record. NCBI's taxonomy places the organism in Eukaryota, Fungi, Ascomycota, Sordariomycetes, Xylariales, Xylariaceae. Gene Ontology annotation, biological process: secondary metabolite biosynthetic process.
GCUGGGAGAGGUAGCCUUGGAUGCAAACCUAUCUUGAGUGAUCAUCUCGAAUGCCUCUAAAGGCCCGCAACGGACGAGCUUUCAAUGAGAGCAGAAAUAGCAAAACUACGCCAAGGCAGUAGAAACCCUCUCUCUUCGGCCGAUGGUCUCACUUCGGACGAGGUUGAUAUAGACUGAAGCCACCUGACCCCUCCUCCCGACACCUCUCAUUACGAGCCGUAGUAGCCACUCCCAGAACCCUAGAAAGGAACACCACAUCGUUUUGUCGACCCCCAAGAUCAUACCGAAGUAGCCGUUAGGACGCGCCCGACGGAAGAGCCAACGCCUCUUAGACCAUAUGAUGGAGUCGUUGAAUCAAAACCCACCAUCUAUCGCCAUCCUCGGCGCGGGCAUUGGUGGACUGGCUCUCGCCAUCGGCCUCUUCAAGCGAAAUGUGCCGGUAACCAUCUACGAAGCCGCCGACCGGUUCUCCAUGGUGGGAGCCGGCAUCGGCCUAGGCCCCAACUCGCUGAACGCCAUGGACCUGAUAGAUCCGAGGUUCCGGCGCGAGUACGAUAAGGUGAAGACGGCGAACGAGAAGCCGGACUUCGAGCACAGCAUCUUCGACGCUCUGUACGCCGAGCAAGGCUUCGGCGAAAAGAGAGGGUGGACGCGCGGCCUCAUCGGCGCCCCCUAUUUCACGCGGAGCAGCGCCCACCGCAAGGACCUGCUGGAGAUCAUGGACAGCUUCAUCGACCACGGCAGCGUCAGGUUCGGAAAGCGCGCGGAGUCCGUCGAGCAACAAGGGGACAAGGUCCUCAUCAGAUUCCGGGACGGAGAGGUGGCGACGGUCGACGCGGUUGUCGGGUGCGACGGGGUGAAGGGGAUUACCCGCCGGACCGUGCUGAGCGACAUCGCGCCAGAAGAGGUCCAGCCGACCUUCUGCGGCAUGUACAUCUACCGAGGUAUCGUCCCGAUGGACAAGGCAAAGGAGAUCUUGGGCGCCCAUGCCGGGGACGCCAAGUUUUUCAUGAGCCAGGGAAAGGCCGUCGCCGUCUACCCGAUCUCGCAGGGCAGAGAGGAAAACUUUGUGUUCUUCGUGACAGAUCCGAAGUCUUGGCUGGACGGAGACACCGCGAUCCCCUGCACCAAGGAGGAGAUGAUAGCAGAUCUAGAUGGCUUCGAUGAUAGACUCCUCAGGUUGCUUGAUUACGCUAGACCCCUUCGGUGGCCGACGUGGCACCACCCCAAGACGUCUUCGUUCUAUAACGGACGGGUGUGUCUGCUCGGUGAUGUGGCGCACGCCUGCACCCCACACCAAGCUGCCGGGGCGGGCCAGGGAUUAGAGGAUGCCGCGAUCCUCUCUCACCUGCUGGCCCUGGUGAAGACCCCGGCCGAGAUCGAGCCCGCGUUCCGGGCCUACGACGCCGUCAGGCGGCCGCGGGCGCAGAAGGUCGUCCUCACCAGCUACGAGGCCGGCAUCAUCUACACCUGGCAGCAUCCGGAGAUCGGGAGCGACAUGGACAAGCUGGUCAUCAACGCCAACCAGAGACUACAUUGGAUCUGGCAGCACGACCUCAGAGCGGAUGCUGCAGAGGCCGAGCGCCAAUUCCGCAGGUGGGUAGCACCCGAGCGGUGACAUAUGAAUAACAAAGAUGGAUGGUGGCUGGGCAGUAACAAAACACGAUCGAACCUGUGCCGGCGAUGACAGGCAGGUGUGUGAAUGAUGAGAGCGACCGCCUCGUCCGCUCGGGAUCUCAGAGCGUCCAGGUCAACCGUUUCCGAGUGCCGGGAGUGCUUGUGAGAGCUCGGGUGGCGGAAGGGAAGGGUAUGUGCGAGGGUGAGAAGGGGGUGCCGCUUUCAUCGGCCUCGUUAGGUAUAUGCAUUAGAUGUAUUAUAUAUCCUC